UACUUUCAAGUCGUCUAUUUAAUAUAAUCGCUAUGAGAUCAUUUCAAUUUUUUACCAUAAUAUCUAAAUUUUUUUAACGGUUUUGAAUAGUUUUUAAAUUGAAAAUUUAAAUUCUGUAAUUUCAAUGGGUGCACAGCUUUAAAUGUUCAGCCAAUAAUAGCUUCUUGAACAUUAAUGUUUAAUUUAUUUCAUUUUUUUAACUUAGACUCUUAACUAUCAGCGUAGAAUUUAAUUGAUAAGAAUAAUCAAAAGGAAAAAAUCAUUAUGGCCGAAGAAAAACUUUCGAAAAAUGAAUUGAAACGACGAUUGAAAGCAGCACAAAAGGAAAAAGAAAAACUUGAAAAAGAUGCCCAUAAGCCGGAAAAGGUUGAAAAGUCAAAUGAAAACAAAAAAGAAGCUAAAAUUGACGAGUCUGAAAUCUCUCCAAAUGAAUACUUCAAAUUACGAUCAGCAGCAGUAACAGAAUUAAAAAGCAAUCCAUCAACACAUCCAUAUCCUCAUAAAUUUCAUGUCUCAUCAUCAUUGGAAGAUUUCAUCGAGAAGUUUAGUCAUUUGAAAGAUGGAGAAAUGUUGGAAAAUGAAAUGCUGAGUGUAGCUGGAAGAGUUCAUGCAAUUCGAGAAUCAGGAGCGAAGCUUAUCUUCUAUGACGUUCGAGGUGAAGGCGUUAAAAUUCAAGUCAUGGGAAACGCUAAAUUAUAUUCAAGCGAAGAAGCAUUUUCUGAAGACACUGACAGAAUUCGUCGAGGUGAUAUUAUCGGCAUCAAUGGAUAUCCUGGAAAGACAAAGAAAGGCGAACUUUCGAUCAUUCCCAAAUCAAUAAAACUUUUAUCACCAUGUCUUCAUAUGCUGCCACAUUUGCAUUUUGGAUUAAAAGAUAAAGAAACACGUUUUCGAAUGCGUUAUCUCGAUUUGAUUCUUAACAACCGUGUUCGUGACAUUUUUUACGUACGAUCGAAGAUUAUUUCGUACAUACGGCAAUUCUUCGAUAAACAAGGAUUCCUUGAAGUUGAAACACCAAUGAUGAAUAUGAUUCCUGGUGGUGCAACAGCCAAACCUUUCGUUACUCAUCACAAUGAAUUAAACAUGGAUCUUUACAUGAGAAUUGCUCCUGAACUUUAUUUAAAGAUGCUCAUUGUUGGUGGCUUAGAUCGUGUCUAUGAAAUUGGAAGACAAUUCCGCAACGAAGGCAUUGAUCUUACACACAAUCCGGAAUUCACAACAUGCGAAUUUUAUAUGGCAUACGCUGAUUAUAGCGACUUAAUUGAAAUAACUGAGAAGCUUUUGUCAGGAAUGGUUAAGUCUAUUCAUGGCAGUUACAAGAUAAAAUAUCAUCCAGAUGGUCCUGAAGGUGAAGAAGUUGAAAUCGAUUUUACGCCUCCAUUCAAGCGUGUCUCCAUGUUGAAGACAUUGGAAUCGAUUUUAAAAGUAAAAUUCCCUGUAGCCACUGAAAUGGCAACAAAGGAAACAAACCAAUUUUUCGAUCAACUUUGUAUCAAACAUCAAGUUGAAUGUCCGCCACCAAGAACAACAGCCAGACUCUUGGACAAAUUAGUGGGCGAGUUUUUGGAAGAAGAUUGUAUUAAUCCAACAUUUAUUUGUGAUCAUCCACAAUUGAUGAGUCCAUUGGCGAAAUAUCAUCGAAAUGAACCGGGACUAACUGAGCGUUUCGAAUUGUUUAUAAUGAAGAAAGAAAUUUGUAAUGCUUACACGGAGUUGAAUGAUCCAUUUGUACAACGUGAGAGAUUUGCACAACAAGCCAGUGAUAAAGCGGCCGGUGACGAUGAAGCUCAAUUGGUUGAUGAGAAUUUCUGUAUGGCACUCGAAUAUGGUUUGCCACCAACUGGUGGUUGGGGAUUAGGAGUUGAUCGUUUAACGAUGUUCUUGACCGAUAACAACAACAUCAAGGAAGUUCUUCCCUUCCCAGCAAUGAAACCUGACGAUACUUCGAAAGGACAAAAUCAAACUGAUUCUGAAACUACUGAACCAGUUAAACCGUUUUUUGUAACAGAAAUUUAUUCAAAUUUCAUAAAUUUAAAUGAAGUCAUGGCGAGCUUGGACCGAUACAAUUCCUUUGACGAGGAUGAAGAUUAUGAUGAGCUUGAUAACUCACAGCGAAUAAAUAUGUCGAAUCGUGCUUACAAUUAUCCUGAAAAUUAUAAUUACUUUCAAUCAUCACCGAGAGAUUUGACUCUGAAUCUUCCAAAGACGACCACAAAUAGCUUUAAAAGUUAUCAACCUGUUUUCGACUCACCUGAAUCGGAUGAGGUAUCAAUCACACGCUAUUUGUCAGUAAGUGUCUCCUUGGUCAGCUUAAUAACUGAGAACCUUCUCAGUCAUCCUUUCAUCGUUCUACGAAGACAAUGUCAAGUUUAUCAUAAUUCAAAAAGACGUCAUUUGGUACCAAUAACUUUAGUGCCAGUGAUUGUUCAUUUACAUCGUAGACAAGGUGUCACGACAUUAUGGAAAGGCAUUGGAAGUUCUCUAUUGGUUCGUGGAAUGUCAUUGGCAGUUGAAGAUGUUUUAUCAAAAUUCACACCUUGGCCUAAAGAAAUCAACUCAAGAACAACUGUUAAACAAUUUACGCAUCAUUUAAUAUUGAAAUCAAUUUCGUUGGCUAUCAUCAUGCCAUUUUAUUCAGCAUCUCUUGUUGAAACAGUUCAAUCUGAUAUAGCAAGUGAGAAACCUGGCAUUCUUGAUGUGUUUCGUGAAGGAUCAGCAAGGCUUUUCUCUUGGAGUUCACCAGCAAAAGGAAGAAUGUUACCUGUUUGGGUUCUUCUUGGCCCUUGGGUUUCUUUUGGCCUUUCAAAAUAUUUAGUAAGUGUCAUUGUUAAAGGAAUUUCGACUAGAAUUAUCAGCAAACAAAUACACCGUCGUGAAGAGAAGAAAGGUGCACGACCGAAAGACUUAACAGCAAUCAACAAUGAGAUUGAAUUGUAUUCGAACAUCAUUUCAUUGAUUUCAUCUGAAGUUUUGUUUUAUCCUUUUGAAACUGUUUUACAUAGAAUUCAACUUCAAGGAACGAGAACAAUUAUUGAUAAUCUUGACAGUGGAAUUCAAGUUGUUCCAAUUUUAACAAAUUAUGAAGGUGCCAUUGAUUGUUAUAUCAACACAGUGACAUCGGAAGGCUUUGGUGGCUUGUAUAAAGGAUUUGGAGCAAUGAUUUUACAGUUUGCUGCUCAUUUAGCUGUCAUCAAGAUUUCGAAAUGGAUAAUAAAUCAAAUAUCAGAGAUUUGCUCUGAUAAAGCGCCACCCAAAGUUACUGAAUUCUACAACCUUGAACCAGCAACACUUUCCUUGCAAUCUAUGCAACAACAAGGAUCAACUGUUUCCAGAAGUCUGUCUUAUGUCAGCUCUUUGAAUGACGAACCAUGAGCUAGAACUGUGAUAAAGAAUCAAUCGUUUUCGUCCCAGCUGAUCGACCCAACAUCAAUCAUCAAAGCUUGUCAAGUCCUUUCGCAUAUAAAUUAAAAAUAGUUGAGAUUUAAAUUAAAAUCGGUUGAAUAAUAAAAAAUAUUAAAUUAAAAUAAG
This is a messenger RNA of Clunio marinus, 3528 nucleotides long. The record is from the annotation of a GenBank genome assembly. NCBI's taxonomy places the organism in Eukaryota, Metazoa, Arthropoda, Insecta, Diptera, Chironomidae.